Messenger RNA from Lolium rigidum, 1794 nucleotides. Its product is annotated as glucan endo-1,3-beta-glucosidase 8-like. The coding region runs from base 28 to 1794 and encodes 588 amino acids. The transcript is spliced from 3 exons. Gene Ontology annotation, cellular component: plasma membrane. Gene Ontology annotation, biological process: carbohydrate metabolic process. NCBI's taxonomy places the organism in Eukaryota, Viridiplantae, Streptophyta, Magnoliopsida, Poales, Poaceae. The record is from RefSeq and is a predicted model, not a curated record. Gene Ontology annotation, molecular function: hydrolase activity, hydrolyzing O-glycosyl compounds.
GCGAGUCAUCUCGAUCGAUCGAGCGCAAUGGCGGCGGCGCUGCGUUGUGUUGCGGUGGUGGUCGCAGUCGCCGCGGCGGCGAUGGGGGUGGAGGCGCUCGGGGUGAACUGGGGAACCAUGGCGACGCGCCGGCUGCCGCCCAACGUGAUGGGCCAGCUGCUCAAGGACAAUGGGUUCAAGAAGGUGAAGAUCUUCGACGCCGACGAGAACACCAUGAUGGGGCUCGCCGGCACCGGCAUCGAGACCAUGAUCGCCGUGCCCAACGACAUGCUCGCCGCCGUGGGCGACUACGGACGAGCCCAGGAGUGGGUCAAGAAGAACGUGACCAAGUACGACUUCGACGGCGGCGUCAACAUCAAAUUUGUGGCGAUUGGCAACGAGCCGUUCCUCACGGCGUACAAUGGCACGUACAACAACGUCACCGUGCCAGCGCUCAAGAACAUACAGCGCGCCCUCAACGAGGCCGGCCACGGGUCGGUGAUCAAGGCGACAGUGCCGGUUAACGCCGACGUCUACGACUCGCCGGCCAGCAACCCUGUCCCCUCUGCGGGGAAGUUCCGCGACGACAUCGUCGGCAUCAUCACCGACAUGGUCAAGUUCCUCAACCACAGCGGCGCGCCAUUCAGCGUCAACAUCUACCCGUUCCUCAGCCUCUACGGCAACGACGACUUCCCGAUCGACUACGCCUUCUUCGACGGCGCCCCGCCAAAGCCCGUCAUCGACAAUGGCAUCAACUACACCAACGUGUUCGACGCCAACUUCGACACCCUCGUCUCGGCGCUCAAGAAGAUCGGGUUCGGAGACCUGCCGGUCGUCAUCGGCGAGGUCGGCUGGCCGACGGACGGCGACAAGCACGCCACCGUGCCCUACGCGCAGCGCUUCUACGCCGGGCUACUCAAGCGGCUGGCGGCGCGGCAGGGCACGCCGCUCCGGCCCCACGCACGGAUCGAGGUGUACCUGUUCGGGCUCAUGGACGAGGACGCAAAGAGCGUGGACCCGGGCAACUUCGAGCGCCACUGGGGCAUCUUCACGUUCGACGGGAGGCCCAAGUUCCCGCUGGACCUGCGCGGCAAUGGGCGGCCGGCCAUGCCGGCCCCGGCCAGGGGCGUGCACUACCUGCCGCGGCGCUGGUGCGUGCUGAACCCGAACGCCAGCAACACGACGGCGCUCGCGGACAACGUCGGCUACGCCUGCUCGCGCGCCGACUGCACGGUGCUCGGUUACGGCUGCAGCUGCGGCUCACUGGACGCCACCGGGAACGCCUCCUACGCGUUCAACGUCUACUAUCAGGCGCAGGGGCAGGUGCCGUCGGCGUGCGACUUCCAGGGGCUCGCCAUGGUCACUGACAAGGACGUGUCGCAGCCCCCCUGCAACUUCAGCGUACAGGUCGCCGAGUCCAACGCGACGGCCGUGACCAUGACCGCGGACGCCAAGUCCUCCGCCCCGUCCUCGGUGCCGGCGCGGGUGGCCGCCGCCGUGCUGGCUUUGGGGUUCGUGUUGCCACCAUCACCACCGGCCAGCCGGGAUAGGUUCGCCAGGGUCGGUCGGGAUAGGUCUCCCGCCGGGGCCUUCAGCUGCCACUCGCCUGAGAGAGCAAGCGCGAUCCUGCGCGGGGAACUGCAGUGCAGGUUCACAUCGCUUUUUUCGUUCACAUCGUCGUGCGACACGCAGGAGAAGAUCAGGGCGUCGCUGGAGAUGGACACUAACACGGACGGGGAGACGGAGGAGGAUGCGCCGCGCUUCACACCCUACACGCUACGGCGCCAGCAACUAUCAGGCCUUGUUUACUUCUAG